Jatropha curcas is the source of this 1139-nucleotide messenger RNA. RefSeq names its product protein transport protein Sec61 subunit gamma. Gene Ontology annotation, cellular component: membrane. Gene Ontology annotation, molecular function: transmembrane protein transporter activity. NCBI's taxonomy places the organism in Eukaryota, Viridiplantae, Streptophyta, Magnoliopsida, Malpighiales, Euphorbiaceae. The record is from RefSeq and is a predicted model, not a curated record. Gene Ontology annotation, biological process: intracellular protein transport; protein targeting.
AGACGCGUAGUUUGUCGUUUUUAUCCGUUAACAAAAUCCUAUUUUCGCCCUCUGUCUCAGGAACUUCAAUUAUCUCCUAAUUAAACAGAUCUAGGGUUUCUCUUUGCAAUUGAGCGAAAUGGAUGCCUUGGACUCCGUCUUCGAUCCUCUCAGAGAGUUCGCCAAGGACAGUGUACGCCUUGUUAAGAGGUGCCACAAGCCUGAUCGCAAAGAAUUCACGAAGGUCGCGUUCCGUACUGCAAUUGGUUUCGUGGUGAUGGGAUUCGUCGGAUUCUUCGUGAAGUUGAUCUUCAUUCCGAUCAACAACAUUAUCGUCGGUUCUAGUUAGGAGGAUAGCGAGUACACAAGUAGAAGAGCACAUCUUAAAGCUUAUGGAAAUUGGAUGUCCUAGUUGUGGGCAUUAGCUUGAGGCUGAGCCUGUGUGCAUCUUUGGUCCAUUUCAGACUCGCAAGGCAAACAACUUUAGGCUUCGAUUAUAGGGCUUUUGGAUUGGAAAACCCAAAUUGGUGCCAAUCACUUUUUCUUUAUACUAGAAAAAUUAUAGAACUUAAUCAAGGAAAAGAAGUGGAGUAAGAUUGUGUAUCUAAGUCUCUAGUCUGUUAUUGUUAUAUUAAAUUAAAUAAACAGGUUCGGUUUUUGAGUAAUAGUACUCUAUCUCCGUCUAGUCUAUUCAUUUACGUAUUAAACAGGCUAGUUUGAGAGGGAUAUUAUAGGUAACUUGAAUUGGAUCCCUAAUUGGGUUCCAUUCCUAAUCCGGAUAACUUAGAAGGGGAAAAUGCCGACAGACCAGCUGGAAUAUUAUCGAGUACUUGAAAAGGAAAAUGGGGUCACAGAUAGUCGGAUGGGGUGUAUAUCCAGUGAGAGUUUUGCAUAUAUGCAUGUGGAGACUGGAGAGUGCAGAAUCUCACAAGAUAAGUACAAGUGAAGACGUGGCACUGUGUCCUUACUUUGGAAGAUUAUCCCUUUCUCGACAAAUAAGAUGCUGUAGAGAGCAAGAAAAAUUUACAACAACAAAUCGAUUCAAUUGUAGAAUACAAAGGGAUAAAGCAGGCACAUAAUUUACUAAGGUCUAGUUGGACGAAAUUAGUUGUUGUAUAUUGUUAUUUUAAUAAUUAUCUGCUGUUUUAUUAAUACUGCAA